UUUUGGAACCGCGGGAAAUUGAAACUAAAUCGAUAGCCGCACGAUCGAUCAUCAAAAUAAACGUUUCGUGGAGUCAUUCAUUACCAGUGCCAAUGCCCAGAGAGCAGGAUGGAGAUCAAUGUGGGAGAUAUUCCGCACUGUGAGGAGCAGCUGAAGACAACACUGCACUGUGAUGACAAGGAGAAGCUUCGUAGGAAGUUGGCACUGUUACAGAGGGAAUAUCUGAGGACGGCCCAGCGACUACAGCGUGCUGAGCGUUCAGAAGUGGUACGGAGACAUGUGAGGAGUAGGAUUGAACAGCAGAACCACCAGGACAAGAGGGAUCCAGAGGUGACGUCAAACCCCUGUCAUAACCCAACUUCAUUGUCUCUGAACGUUAGCAAUGGGACAGCCUCAGGUGUACCUCAGUGCCAGGAAUCCAAUGGAGGUACCACAGAUACUGAGAACCCCAGGAGGAGUCAGGUGAUCAGGUUCCUGCUUCCCUCUGAUGAUGCUUGCCCACAAACACCGGAUUCCAGUAAUGACUCCGCUAGAGGUCAUAGGCCCAGUCCUGCGCUGCGCCUCAGGUCGCGUAGCAGCCGGCUUCGCUGGGAAAGGAGGAGUGCUGCUGAGGCUGGAAGGAGCACAAACGACACUGAGGAGGGACUGGAGCAGAGUGAAAAGAUGGAGAGUCCUAGAACAAUACGAGGUGAAGAGAGAGGCACCACAGAAGGAGCAGAGGUUGUGUAUGAAAGUGAAGAGCUGAUUUCUAGUGCAAGAUCGGACUCCCCCUCUCUGCUGCUGCCACACUGGAACACAUGUGGAGAAACUGAAGCUGGAAACAUGGAGGGACAAGAGGCACAGGGGCAACAAGAACACAGGGAGAAAGAAUCAGAAGGGGGAAUAGAAUCAACCUUUUUGCCGCUCACAUGUCGGGACCCUGCUUUGUACCCUGGCGGGAGGAAACAAACUGAGACAAAAAAUGGAAAAGGGAAGGAGACAGAAGGGGAAAAUGGUAGAAGCAAUAGGGACGGGGCACUGUGUGAAGACAGCAGUGAAAAAGAUACUGAACCAAACGCAGCAGUGAAAACAGAAAGUGCAAGAAGUCAUCAUAACAGCCUGGAAGUCAAAGAAACCUGUGAGAGGGUUGGAGCACAGCAGAAUGUAAAGGGUGUAGGUAUCCUUGACUCCUGCACCUUAGUGGAGGGACUGCUUUUCCCAGCGGAGUACUACGUCAGAACCACAAGACGUAUGACUUCUUCACACAGCCAGCCAGACAUGCAGGCUGUCAUACACACCCAGCUGGGAAUCGGGCGACCUCGCAGGAGCCGGGGCAAUGGAAGAGGACUGAACAAGCGCACACACAACCGUGAAGGGUCAGAUAAACUGUCUCAGACAAGUUUUUCCUCACCGACGACGGCAUCUCCGGCUGUAGGUCCUUGUACAGAAUCACCUGCUGUUGGAACACCUACUGAGCUGAUCAGUCAGAGUUCCAGUGAGAUUUCAGAUCAAGUGGUCUCAGCAGAUACAUUAUUUUCUCCUAAGGUCACCGCUGUUCGUCCAGCAAGAGGGAGGCGGAGAAGAAGAGGCAGAGGAAGAGGAAGAGGGAGACCUCAGACCCCACGGAGCUCUUUUAAUUUAGAUACCAGUAAUCUAGAUCCUCUGCAAAUUCCAAAUGAUCUUCAGCUUACAAGCUCCCUGGUCUCUGCAUCCCCAUCUCUCCAUGGUCCAGCUGUUGGAUCACAGCCCCUCCGCACACAAGGAGAAGCAGUUUCAGUGACAGACCAACCUGAGCCUGCCUACGUCUACCCUAUCUUUCUGAAGAGCAGUGGCAGGACUAACAGAACUACACAGCUGAAUGGAAGCUCAGAAAACAGGCAAUCUCUCCUCCUGCCGUCCUCUUCACCGUCCCAAACAUCUCUGCUUCCUCUCCCCUCUCUGUCCUCCGGCCCACUGGCCAACAACCUGAUCAACUUUGACGUUCAUCAAGACUUCCAUCUCCCCGAUGACCAGUUUGCCUCCCUGAAGCUGCACAAGCUUCGCCGAGUCGCGGUGGAAUCGGGAAUUGAACAUUUUACAUCACCGUCUUACAACACACGCAGUAGCACACGGCACUGUGUUGCUCCCCCCCGCAGCCCGGUGAUGCCUCUUCCAAUGGCGCUUAGCCUCACACCUGUAAUUAAAAACUCAACACCUACCACUCAAGCAGAACGAGUUGCCACGCAGUCCGGAGACCUCCAAAACGUGUCGACGCAACAACCUUUAAUCGACGAGUCAUCCGAUCAAGAAAACCCCAAAAAGCAGAAAACUGAAAUCCUCCAACCAGAGAGUCAGACACACACCUGCUCAACAGAGUCUGCGUCAGUGGUUCAAGAGUUUGCUGCUGAUUCUGCUGACCAAUAUGAAGAGGAAGAAUCUGAUCUAAAGACUGACUUUGCAGAGAGUGUUACAGGAACUGUUAAAGAUGAUGUCUUUGUGCAUUCUUAUGAACUUCAAACAAAAGACUCGUCUGUCCCCUUGUUAGAUGAACAAACAGAUUGUCCUGGUGUAGCUCAGGUUUUGAGGGAUGAGAGGUCACCCACCUUACCCACACAUCACCAAACUAAAACAGACGAGGAAAACGUCGUCAAAACUCUUUUCUUUGAUUCCCCUCGGCGAAAAACCUCAGCACGGCCUUCUACAAACUUGACUGCAUGUAGUGAGUCGCCUGUGCAGCGUCUCAAUGUAAGAUCUCCUGCCAGAGAUUUAAACGAGUCCCCUGAAUGCCCCACAAGUCCUCCCAGAGUCCUCAAUGUCCAAGCCCAGCUCCUAUUCAGUCCUCUUCUUGCAUCAGCACCGGGCCGAUUCACAACCCCACACUCUUCUCUCCUCGCUACCAGCCCAUCAUUUCCAUCCUUAGGACCCACCCCUUACCCUGCCCCUGCUGCCCUCCCUCUGUCUUCGUCCGCAUCUGCCCCAGCCCUCACACUGCCUCCCAGUCACAGCCCAUCCACUCAGGCCCUCUCCCCUCCUGUUCUCUCUCCCCGUCUGUCCCCGACUUGUGUCCCUCCCAGCCAGCCCCCAAACUCCCCUGCCCCUAAAAUCCAGGUUUCACCGGGGAUGUCAGAGAGGGUGGAACCUGCUACCUGCCCGUCUGUCUCCAGCAUCCACCAUCAUGGCUUAGGUGUGCAGGCUGGCAUGACGAUAGAGGACACAGCAGAGGGCAACACUUUAAGAUGUGUGCACACUCUGAAGGCCCCAGCAGGAGGCUGCCUGGUGGAUGUGUGCUGUCUGCCCGGACCCUCAAGUGGUUUUUGUGUAGCAGCAGCAGGAAAGUGGGCUGUUUGUCUGUGGAGUCAGACUGCAGCCUCUGACUGGAGCCUAACACACACCUGGGCCUUCAAUGAGCCAGUGAUCAAUGUGUUUUCCGUCCCUGAUGCUGCUGGGCUGAUGUGUGUGACUCUGGGACAGUUAGAGAUAAAAGAAGUGAGGAUGCUCUCAUGCUCCAGCCUCUCUCAGGUGUUGCUCUGUGCGGGGCCGGUCCAGGCUGUUGUGUGUGUUUCCAGAUCCAGAGUGGUUACCUCCUCUCACUCGGCGUGUGGCUCCACCCUGCAGGUGUUUACACUGUUAGACAGUGGCAGCACAUGGAGCUCUCAGCUGCUGGUGUCUCCUGGUGUUUGUGUCGGGGCCAUCGCUCCAGUGAACGGACUCUUAGAUGCUCUGAUUGGCACAGAUGAAGGUGGAAGUCUCCUCAUCUGGAAUUUAAAGACAGGACAGCUGCUCAGGAGAAUAACCCUGACUGAUGGUUUAUCACACACAGCUUGUCUCAGAGGAUACUCCUACUGUGGAGUGUUAUUUGUCCUGCUGCAGCAUCAGUUUCUGACCUCCCUGGAGGAAGCAGAAAGAGAGACCGAAGAAGAAGAUCAAAUCUUCUCGGAAGAGGAAGUAGCAAGGAGGAAGAGCAUCCUAUUCUCCCUGGUCGCCGUGAACCCUCUGACUGGAAAAUCUGUGGUUGCCACUCGGCUGUAUCCGCCCAAAGCGUGGUCCGGCAGGCUGUGUGAGGCUGACGUUAGCAGCUCCAGCGUGGUGGGCCUGAGUCAGAGUGGCUGCGUGUGUGUGUGGGAGCUCCUUCACCCGGGCGGCUCCAGGAUGGUGUGGUCUCCUGAGAGUGAAGGCUGGCAGCUGGCUCGAUGGGGCGGAGAAGGUACUCUGGUGACCGGACAUCACAACGGAGACGUUAGUUUACACUGCUACUACAGCAGUCAGACACUUCUCUCUCACCCUAACAUGAAACACUCUCUUGUCAAAUAAAACAGAUGAAUGUUGACAUGAAGAUUUUAGCAAUGCUUCAGUUUAGACACACCUUUUAAAAUACUUUGCACCUAAGUGAAAAGCAAAGAGGAUCUGUGGCUUCAAUAAAGAAUUUUAUCCCAGCAAGUACAGGAGAGACUCUGUAACUUGAAGGCCACAGUUCAUUGAUAUACUGUAAACAAUUCAGUUGUAAGAGUUCUUCUACUUCAUGGUGUCUUUUUACUGUGACUUCAUUCUGAAAACUACUGUUGUGUUUUAUUACUGCUGCUGUUUGACUGUUUCCGACAGUGUUUAAAUGUUAUAUUUCAUAUUUAAAGAAAAGAAAGGCUUGCCACAAUGUGUUUUUAUUACUGACAUUAAAAGUUUCUGUAUUCUGUUA
Molecule: messenger RNA, 4648 nt
Organism: Labrus mixtus (cuckoo wrasse)
Lineage: Eukaryota; Metazoa; Chordata; Actinopteri; Labriformes; Labridae
Gene: palb2
Product: partner and localizer of BRCA2
Exons: 13
Coding region: 109-4269 (1386 amino acids)
Biological process (GO): double-strand break repair via homologous recombination
Cellular component (GO): nucleoplasm
Molecular function (GO): DNA binding; protein binding
Source: RefSeq, a predicted model, not a curated record